AAGUUUUGUCUGAUAAGACUGGACUUUCUCUUCAACAACGUCCGACUAUUCACUACUGCUCUCUUAAACCUCUGUUGUAGAUCAAAUUAACAUUACGAGCGAAUAUCUGUCAACAUGGCCCAAGACCUGCAAUGGACGAAGAAGACGUUCACUUUGAACACCGGAGCUAAGAUACCAGCUGUCGGUCUCGGUACCUGGCAGUCGAAGCCGAAUGAGGUCCGCGAGGCUGUCAAGGCAGCCCUGCUUGCCGGCUACAGACACAUCGACACGGCCCUUGCAUACGGCAACGAGAACGAGGUCGGUCAAGGCAUCAAGGACUCUGGUGUUCCAAGAAGCGAGAUCUGGGUGACGACCAAGUUGGACAACCCAUGGCACAAGCGUGUGGAAGAGGGUAUCACCUCGUCUCUGAAGUCGCUGGACAUGGACUACGUGGACCUGUACCUCAUUCAUUGGCCAUCAUCUACCGAUCCGGAUGACCUGAAGAAGCACUACCCUGACUGGGAUUUCAUCAAGACAUGGCAAGAGAUGCAGAAGCUGCCCGCUUCUGGCCGUGUAAAGAACAUUGGCGUCUCGAACUUCGGCAUCCGCAACAUGGAGAAGCUGCUCAAUGACCCAAGCUGCAAGACUACCCCGGCCGUCAACCAGAUCGAGCUGCACCCCAACUGCCCAUCCCCGAAGCUCGUCGACUACUGCAAGGAGAAGGGCAUCCACUGCACCGCCUACUCCUGCCUCGGCUCCACCAACAGCCCGCUCGCGAAGGACGCCACGCUCAUGAAAAUGGCCGAGAACAAGGGCAAGACUCCCGCCCAAGUGCUUCUGAUGUGGGGUCUUCAGCGCGGCACCAGCGUCAUUCCCAAAUCUGUGACUGCUUCGCGUAUCGAGGCAAACUUCCAGCUCGACGGGUGGAGCCUCACGGAUGAGGAGAUGAAGCAGCUCUCCAGCUUGCCGGAUCGCUUCAAGGUGUGCGGUGAUGCAUGGCUUCCGGUGAAGGUCUUCUUUGGCGAUGACGAGUAAUAUUGCGUCGGUCAAGCUGAAUGCACUAUUCGAUCGAGUAGAGGGCGUGAAACGUCGGAACGGCGGUCUUGGUUGCAUACAUUCGGCGCGUUGCACUGUAG
Messenger RNA from Baudoinia panamericana UAMH 10762, 1115 nucleotides. RefSeq lists its product as uncharacterized. Bases 115 to 1014 code for a protein of 299 amino acids. Gene Ontology annotation, molecular function: aldose reductase (NADPH) activity. Gene Ontology annotation, cellular component: cytosol. Lineage: Eukaryota; Fungi; Ascomycota; Dothideomycetes; Mycosphaerellales; Teratosphaeriaceae. The transcript has 3 exons. The record is from RefSeq and is a predicted model, not a curated record.